This is a messenger RNA of Stegodyphus dumicola, 1736 nucleotides long. Its product is annotated as U3 small nucleolar RNA-associated protein 14 homolog A. The record is from RefSeq and is a predicted model, not a curated record. Lineage: Eukaryota; Metazoa; Arthropoda; Arachnida; Araneae; Eresidae. Gene Ontology annotation, cellular component: small-subunit processome; nucleolus. Gene Ontology annotation, biological process: rRNA processing.
AUGGCACCUCGUUUCAAAGGUCUCAGUCAGGACGAAAUUAAAAAGUUGCUAAGAAAUUUAGAAGACACUUUUGAUGAUACAGAUUUGGACUGUUCAGAUACAGAAGAAAUAUGUUUUAAUCAAUCUUUUAAUGAAGAUAAAGUUGCCGAUAACUUCAAAAGCAACGCUAAUAAUUUAUUUGAAUGGAGACAGCCAAAUGAAUUGUUUAAAACGUUAACCAUAGAAACUAAUCGAUAUGCUUCUCAAAUCUUAGAGUUACGGCCAGAUAUAAGAGGAAAAAGAAAACAUGAAACCGACUGGACGGCAGUUACAUCUGAUGAGCUUCAGAAAAUUUUUGGAUUAGUCUUACUCACGGGACAUGUUGAAAAGGACAGCAUUCGAGAUUAUUGGUCCACAGAUGAUUUAAUUGACACACCAAUUUUUUGUAAGACUGUGGAAAAUUCAAAAGUGUUUUAUCAUUUAAAAACAGCUAAUAAACUGAUUUACAGCCCCGCAGAAGAACUCGCGAUAGAUGAAAUUAUUGUCAAAUUUAAAGGGCGAGUAAUAUUUAGACAGCAUAUCCCAAAGAAACGCAAGCAGUGGAGUAUAACAUUAUACAAGAUCGCUGAUAAGGAAGGUAUGGAAACAAUGGAGAAUCAGACUGAAGAUACUUUAAUGCAGGAAGAACAUGCUGAAGUACAUGAUACUCCUGAAUUAAAUUCCAGUGAUAUUCUUAACAGUAAAAAGGAAAAACGUAAAAGAAAGGUGGUUCAGAGAUCUGAGCCAAGCCUUAAUAUCACAGAAUUUGAUUUAACUGAAAUUGGUAAAGAAAAGGUGAAAUUGAAAGAAUUAAUUAAGACCUCUCGAAACAACAGUGGACAAAUGCUUGUGAAAAAACAGCUUGAAAAUGCAAAAAAGUUGAAGCGUCUUUCAGUUCCUCUCAGCAAACCACAAUUAGAAAAGAUAAAAAGAACUGUUGCAUAUGAGAAAGUUUGUAAUGAAGUUUCUAAAUGGGAUCCUGUUGUUAGAAGUAAUCGUACGGCUGAUCAGAUUGUAUUCCCUUUGAAAAAGGAAGAAUUACGCCUUGAAAGUCUUGAUAGAGUUUCUGAAAACUUUGUGACAAAGCACCCGGUUGAAGUAGCUGUUUCAGAACUUCUACAGAAGAGUGAAAAUAUUCUGGAUAAAGAAAAAGUACUUACUCCUGCAGAGGAAAAAGCUCUACAAGCAAUGAGUUUAGAAGAGGCUAAAUUAAGGCAUAGUGAACUAAUGAAGCAUAGAGCACUGAUAUCAUAUAAAGAAGCUAAAGCAAGGAGGCAAAAUAAAAUAAAAAGUAAAAGAUAUCAUCGAAUUCUGAAAAGAGAAAAACUGAAGAAAAUGAUGAAAGAAUUUGAAGAAUUACAGAAAACAGAUGCUGCAGCUGCUCUUGAAAAAUUUUUAGAAGCUGAUAAACUUCGAAUACUAGAAAGAAUGACUUUAAAACAUAGAAACACUGGAAAAUGGGCAAAGCAGCAAAAAAUAAGAGCUAAAUAUAAUCCUGAGAGUCGUUCCAAUUUAAAAGAAGAUAUUUUGAUUGGUCGUCAGUUGAGGGAAAAAGUAGCAGUAGAUGACUCCACCAUAGCAAGUUUAAAAGCAAAAUCUCGUUAUUAUUCUGCAAAUGUAGAUGAGCCUAAUAUGGAUCUGAUACACAAUCGUGGCCUUGUUGAAGAUGUAAGAAGUGCUGAAAAUCCUGUUGUCGAUGUCGAAUCUUGUAUUUCUGU